AUGGAAAAUCACCGAUCAAUUGUCCAAGAAAAUGCAACACUUUGUUUAAAAAACAGCGAAUACAUGAUUUUUCAAGGCAUUUUCACAAAGGUGACAAUUGGCGGUUUAACAUUAUCAGUACUGAAUGUCACGUUAGCAGUCAUUAGUAUGUUCGUCGUGUAUUUCCUCACAUGUAAAACUUUCAGGGGAAAACAAGGCGUCAGUGACAACGGAAAGAAAUCUCAAAUCUCAAAUAAACGUCAACGGGAUAACGAUGGUGUAGACGAUUACCCCUUAAAUGAAGACGAGGUAUCUCUGUUAUCAAUGUUAACAUAUAGCUGGGUAGAACAUCUUCUGGAGAGAGGAAGCAGCACGGUCAGUUUAUCAACAAAGGACUUGUUCACCCUGCCGAACAGUCUCAACAUUAGGAAAGUUCAUCAACAAUUCUGUAAAACUCUCAAAGGUGCUGAGGAAAGCAAUGCGCACGGGGAAGUAAAAAAGCCUACUUUACUUCAGGGCCUAUACAAAGCAUAUGGGCUACACUUUUUCCUUCUUUGUGGUUCGCUAGAGUUGCUUGCUCACCUUAUCGACUUUACUGGUCCAAUAACACUAAAUUCCUUGAUAUCCUUUUUCGAAAAUGACGAUGAACCGGCCUAUGUCGGAUAUCGUUAUUCAUUUCUAUUAUUCUUGUCGUGUUUUGGAAAAACUCUUGUGGACUGUAGAUUUCACUUUGUUCGGGUGCAUGUCAUAUUAAAAGUUAGAAUUUCUAUAAUGACAACUAUCUUUAAGAAAGCCUUACAGAUCAAUACCGUGUCUCUAUCGAAAUUCAGCACAGGUGAGAUCGUCAAUUUUCUCGGAACUGAUACGAAUCGAAUAUUACAAAUGCUUUCGUGUUUCCAUGCUCUGUGGAGUCUUCCGAUUGAAACAAUUUUAAGUAUGUAUAUCCUGUAUCAACUGGUAGGGCUUGCUUUUUUGGGAGGACUGGUUGUUGCUUUGAUACUUAUCCCAAUUAACAAGGUCAUGUCAACGAAACAGAUUGCACUAGGCAAAGAGUUAAUGACACAAAAAGACAAGAGAACAAAGAUAAUGAGCGAGUUGAUAGGAGGAAUAAAGACAAUCAAACUUUACACUUGGGAAGACCACUUCAAGGUAGUGAUUGACAAGCUUCGUGAUGCGGAGUUACGUACUAUCAGGAAGAGGAAGAUGAUUUCCGCCGUCGGAUCUUUCCUAUUGUUAUCAUCACCUAUCUUGAUGACCGCUCUGACCUUCAGCAUAUAUUCUCUAAUGGGAAAUGUGCUGACAGCAGCUAAGUUGUUUACCAGUCUGUCGCUAUUUUUAAAACUAUUUGGAUCCCUGAAUGACCUCCCUUGGCAUUUUAAUACAGUAAUGCAGGCAGUGAUUUCCCUUGAAAGGCUCGAGAGAUUUGUAGCGUUAGAAGAUAUUGAUUUCUCCGAAUAUUACCAGCAUAAACAUGCAUCCAGGAAUAACAAAAGUGUGAUAUCGGCAAAUGCCGGACAAUUCACAUGGGAAGACGAAACGAAACCGAAAGCAAAUGAGAGUGAACAUUCAGGCAAACGCUUUGAGGCAACCAGUGAAUCUGGUACACUCACUCUGCGAGACAUUAAUUUCCGGAUAUCAAAGGGACAGUUCAUAGGAGUGAUUGGCAAGGUUGGUUCUGGUAAAAGUUCCUUACUGAACGCUAUACUUGCCGAGAUGGCUCGGAAAGAAGGCGAAAUCUCUGUGUCUAACCUUGAAAAUGGCUUUGCUCUUGUGGGUCAAGAACCUUGGAUACAACAGGCUACCGUUCGAGAUAAUAUAACAUUUGGCAAUCCAUUUAACCAAAGGAAAUACACAGAGGUUAUGCAUGCAGCUUCUCUCAAGAAAGAUAUCUCGAUUUUACCAGCUGGAGACCAGACAGAAGUUGGUGAGAAUGGCGUUACACUGAGCGGAGGUCAGAAAGCUCGACUAGCACUUGCUAGAGCUUUGUAUCAGGAUAAGGACGUGUAUCUUCUUGACGACCCAUUAGCUGCUGUAGACGCUCACGUGGCACAACAUGUAUAUGACAAAUGCAUCAUGGGGUUACUCAAGACAAAAACCAGAAUCCUAUGCACUCAUCACACAAAAUUUCUUGGCAAGGCAGAUUUGGUUAUACUAAUGGAUGACGGAGUUAUUUUAAAAAUGGGUCCUCCCUCUGAUAUUCUUCCUGAUAUAAAAUUUGCUGAACACAAACCAUCCAACAAAAACAAGUUGGAUCUCGGUGAAAUUGGCAAUACCGACAAUGACGGAACGCUUGGAGAAGAAACCAAGGCCACUGGCAAAGUAAAACUUUUGGUGUACAAGACCUAUUUGGCGGCGCUCGAUAAAUGGUUAGCUCCAGCCAUUUUGGUGUCUUUCGUCUUAAUGCAAGCUUUUGAGAAAUUGAAGAGCUGGUGGUUAACGAAGUGGGUUUCCAGCAUGACUUUUGAAAACAACAACACUUUUAUUUCCGUACAUCGCUGUUUCCAUGACAAUAUGUCUACACCGAAAAGCUUCUAUCAGGAAUAUGACGCGACAGGCCAUAUAACGCUCAACCAAACUAGUCUGGGAUUCUACAUGAUGGUGUACCUAUGUCUAGCCUGUGUUUAUGCUAUUUCAUCGCUAGCAAGAGAAAUCCUCAUUGUCUAUGCUGGGAUGAGUGUUGCUAAGACCAUACAUAGUGACUUGCUCAAUACUAUACUGAAGGCUCCGAUGUCGUUUUACGAUGUGACUCCUGUUGGCCGAAUUUUAAACAGAUUUUCAUCUGAUAUGGACACCAUUGACGAACCAAUCAGCAACAUGGUCAAGGUUGUCCUAUCUCAACUGUCCGGUGUGGUAGCAGGUAUCGCUGUCGCUUGUUAUGGCAUGCCCUGGUUCAUCCUUCUGAUACUGCCCGUGUCAAUGAUCUACUACCAGAUACAGGAGAGAUAUCGACACACAUCUCGGGAGGUUAGGCGAUUAACAAGCCUAAAUCGCUCGCCAAUCUUUUCCCAUUUCUCAGAGACAGUUUCGGGAGCGGUCACCAUCAGGGCAUUUCGAGAAACAGAAAGAUUUAAAACCCAACAUAUGGAUCGUGUGGAGAAGUGGCUGAGAGCACAUUAUACAGCCCAUAAUAUGAAUAUUUGGCUCCUACUACGGACGCAAGUCGUUGGCAUUUUCAUGGUGACUGGAAUUUCUAUUUUGGCUUUAUUGGAACACAGCAUAUUUCGCAUUGAUCCAGGGUUGGCGGGACUUGCCAUUUCUUACACCCUGACACUGUCUGGUCGACUUAACCGAGUGGUUACCUGUGUCACGGAAGUGGAAAAGCAAAUGGUCAGUGUUGAGAGAGUACACCAAUAUAUAGAAAGCACUUCCAGUGAGAAAUGGAAAGGUUUACAGCCAUCACCGUCCUGGCCGGCAGCAGGAGUUAUCACUUAUAACGAUGUCUAUAUGAAGUACCGGGAUGGGCUACCUCUUGUACUGAAAGGUCUCACGUUCAGCACUCACCAUGCGGAAAAAGUGGGAAUUGUGGGACGGACAGGGUCCGGGAAGUCAAGUCUCUUCCAGACAUUGUUCCGUACUGUAGAGAUAAGCUCUGGUGUUAUUACCAUUGAUGGAGAGAACGUACAGAAAUUGGAUCUCAAAGACGUCAGGCGUCAUCUGGCUGUGAUUCCUCAGGACCCAUUCCUCUUUAGUGGUACCGUCAGGGAGAAUCUCGACCCCACGUCUUGUUACAGUGACGAGGAACUGUGGGGUGUCCUUGACAGAUGCCAUCUCCGCCUACCUGUAGACAGACUGGGAGGACUCGAGGGAGAGGUGGGAGAAAAAGGACGACAUUUUUCUGUAGGACAGAAACAACUCAUGUGUCUUGCAAGGGCGCUCCUUGAGAAAUCUAAAGUGUUGUGUAUUGAUGAAGCUACGGCCAGUGUAGACCUGGAGACAGACAAAUUAAUACAAGAAACAAUCCGCCAGGAGUUUGUGGAGAGUACAGUGUUGACCAUUGCCCAUAGAAUCAACACCAUAAUGGACAGUGACAGGGUGUUGGUGAUGGACCAGGGUCAAGUGGCUGAACUGGACUCUCCAGAAAAACUUCUAAAAAACCCGGAGUCUGCAUUCUACAAGCUAGUUCACGGAGAGAACAUUUGA
This is a messenger RNA of Ylistrum balloti, 4119 nucleotides long. RefSeq names its product ATP-binding cassette sub-family C member 10-like. Lineage: Eukaryota; Metazoa; Mollusca; Bivalvia; Pectinida; Pectinidae. The transcript has 17 exons. The coding region runs from base 1 to 4119 and encodes 1372 amino acids. Gene Ontology annotation, molecular function: ATP binding; ATP hydrolysis activity; ABC-type transporter activity. Gene Ontology annotation, biological process: transmembrane transport. Gene Ontology annotation, cellular component: membrane. The record is from RefSeq and is a predicted model, not a curated record.